CCAUCCGUUCGCUGCCACGUCUGCCAUUCUUAUUCCUCCCACCGGAUCAAUCCGUCUCCAGGGCCCAGCCAGCAUGGCUCCCACCAUCCCCUCGGCCAAGCUAACCCUCUCGUGCCCGCUCUUUGCUGCCGACUUCGACCCGCGCAACCACAGCUUUCUGCUGGUUUCUGGUGGUGGUGGUGAGGGCCGCAGUGGGGUUGGCAACAAGAUCGUCCUCCUCAACACCUCCAAACGCCAAGAGAUCUCCGAAGUCGUCGACAUUGAAUUGUCGCGCGAUGAGGACUCAGUCACCUCCCUCGCCGCCGCCCAGACCACCGACGACGCGAUAAUCGCCCUGGCCGGCAUCAACAGCUCCGUCGCCGAGCAGAAGCGAGACAACAACCAACAUCUGCGAUCCUUCCGCAUCGAUUAUCCCCCCCGGAAAUCCGGCUCUCUCAAAGGGAAAAAGAAGAAGGCCGCGUCCUCCCCCGGCAAAACCACGCCGCUAUCACGGGCGUCGCUCUUCCGCACCCUCAAAGGCACCAAGGCCUCGUCCGACACCUACCAGCGCACCCUGCGCCUCUCCCCAUGGAAAGCCGACUCGGAAUCCCCGCGAGUCGCCGCCAUCGCGACCGGCCUGGCCCCCGCCGGUGAGGUCGUCUUCUUCAGCGCAACCGCUACGCCCAGCACAUCCGACGUCAUCGGACGAAUCCGUCUCAACAGCGACGAGGAGGCCGAGGACGUCGACAUAACCGAUCUGCCCAGCAAGGGCCAGUUCCGCGUCGCCUACACCAACGGCGUUGACGUCUUCAUCUGCCAGAUCUCGGCCGACACCCGCUCCAACGCCUCGCCCGACGUGCAUUGCGUUUACACCACGCCCUUGCCUGAGAAGGGGCUCCGGGCGCGGCCUAAAUUCCGGGCUUUGCGCUUCCUCUCCCCGACAACAUUGCUGCUGCUCCAAAACGCCCCCGACCGCAAGGGCUGUGAGCUUGUCCUCCUGGAUCUCCGCCAGGCCACCUCCGGCCAGAAAAGCACCCCCGCAGGCAAGGCGCCCAUCGUCCGCCGCAAGAAGCUCCGCAAAACCAUCAAGAUCGGGCUAGGCCUGGACAUCUGCAACUUGGGCCCCGGCUCCGACCCGGACAACCAACAGCAGCAGGCCGUGGUUGCCAUCUCCGGCAGUGACCAGUCCAUCGAGAUCCUGACGCUGGAUUUCAACCCGAUGACCAGUCGCUACGGUGUGCUCCAGCAUUUCUCAUCCCUCCGCGAAGUUCACCCCUUCGCCAUGACCAAGCUCUGCUUCUCUCCUUUCCACCCCCCAUCCCAUCCCGUCUCCCCCGAAACCCCUCCACAAUACAUCAAACUAGCCUCGGUUAGCAUGGGCAACACCGUCGUUGUGCAUACUCUCCCCCUCUCCCCCUGUCCACCCACCAACCGCUACCCGCGCUACGUUCUCUCCAUGCCCGGCGAGUCCGAGAUCUGGACAAAUCUCACCAGCGGCUUUGCCGCCCUCCUCUCCAUCCUCAUCGUCUGCUUCGUCCUUCAGGCAUUCACCGAAAUCCGCGGCGCCAUGCCCCCCUAUCUGGGCGCCACGGACUGGCUGCCCCCUAGCAUCCGCGACGCCGUCGCCCGCCCAUACUAUGCCCCGCCUCCUCCUCUUCAUUUCCCAUCUCCAGAAACCACUCUAGACACCCCACCCAAGAUCCGCACCCUCCACGACCUCAUCACUUCAUCCCAGCAACCCCCCCUCAUCCACUGCAAUCCAAGUACAAAUACCCUCCUCAUCGACACCGCAGACCCGAUGGUCUUAGCUGAAUCCGAUUCCAACACCCAGCAUCAACAUCACCGCUGGAAAGACCUCCCCUCGGAGAUUCGCCAGCGCUGGAUCCUCCAGCUCACGCAGGCAGGCUACGAGGCGUCCACCGACGACUCCGAGUCGGUUCUAGAUAGGGUGUUAUUCGGGACCAUGUGUACAAAAGUACCCAUCGAGGAGGUCAUCUAAAAUCUCUCUACGCUGCAUGGAACGAACGAAUGGGUCUCAAUGUGUUCUGAUUGCUUGCUGCUCAAUGAGUUUCUAGUUGUUGGAAAGAUUGUAUGUGGUGGGUUUAGAGGUUGAUGAUUAACGGAUGAUGGAUGGUUGGAUCCUGCUGUUUGGCUACUACUAUGGAUUGCCUUGUCUUGCCUUGCAUUGCAUUCAUUGGAUGUGGUUGUCGUUGAGAUGAUGGGUUGGAUUGGAUUGCGGGAUGCGGGAUGCGGAAUGCGGGGCAGUCCUUGUGUCUUGUUCUGCGGAGUAUUCGAUUACCAUACCUACGAUUGUACGCUAUUAUUGACCGUGUCAUAUACAACUAUACUAUUAUCACUGACCUUCGGUCUGGUAGUGGUUAUUAUUAUCACAGAAGAAGAAGAAGAGGCAAGUAUUCUUUUUGGUAGGCCCCUUGCUCCUAGUGCCCUCCUCU
Messenger RNA from Aspergillus sclerotioniger CBS 115572, 2432 nucleotides. RefSeq lists its product as uncharacterized. Lineage: Eukaryota; Fungi; Ascomycota; Eurotiomycetes; Eurotiales; Aspergillaceae. The transcript is spliced from 2 exons. Bases 74 to 1978 code for a protein of 634 amino acids. Gene Ontology annotation, molecular function: GTPase activator activity; protein binding; guanyl-nucleotide exchange factor activity. Gene Ontology annotation, biological process: protein secretion. The record is from RefSeq and is a predicted model, not a curated record. Gene Ontology annotation, cellular component: endoplasmic reticulum membrane.